AUUACAUUUAGAAUAAACUCAAUUAUCUCUACCAACUAAACUAAUACAUUUUUUGAUGGUUCUCUAGAUUUUAAGCAAUUGUGCUAACACGAUUGCUCAUUAAAUACACAAAAUGCCUCUAUACCUAUAGUAUAAGGUCUAACCAGUUAUAACCAAUAAUCUAUGCUAUUUAUUCAAUAUGACUUGGUUGUUGGUUCUGCUCCAGAAAAAUGUACUUUUUUGGUGAACUUUCUCUGUCUUAAACAUAAUAUAGUCGCGAAUAUUAUCUUUUACCCAGUAUAUGAUUGAUUUACAUACAUUUAAGAUUUGUGAUAUUGCAUUUUUAAAGAAACAUUUUCUAAGUUCGUCAGCAAUUUGCAUAUUUCCUAACUAGCAACAGUAACGACUGAACACAAAUUUAUAACUAGAUUUUAUUAUAAGUUACUGACAGGCAUGACCUGUACUUUGUUUGUUCCUUACAGAGAAAUCCAACGUGAGAGACAGGCCGGAAGGACAAGAAACGAAUAAGGCGUCCUCUAACCUUACGUUUGAGAGAAUGACAACUGCAAGAUCUACUGGUCGAAAACGAAAGAAAAGGAGAAAUAAAAAGCAAGCUAUGGAAAGUCCAACUUCUGCGAGUAAAAUCAGGACAAGAUUGGCGAACAACAAAGUUAGCGAUUCCAAUGAAAGUGACGGGGAAAAAUCAACUCCCAGAGGAGGACACCUAGAGUUGGUACCACGUGAUCGGAAACUGCCACCACUGGAGAGAACCAGUGAACAGGAAAACACGGAAGUAAAGAGAUUAAAAAAGAAGAAACAAAAGAAAAACAAAAAGCAGAAGGACGAAAAUGAACAGGUAAAGACCAAUGACAUAGAUAAUACUGCUCCUUUACCGAAUCAAGUUGCCGAGAGCUCUUCUCAUUCCGGUAACAUGGUUACGUUAAUAGUUUCAGCGUCCAAUAAGCCAGAACUUACAGACCAGGAACCAGAUAGUCAGCCUGGCAUUGUAGAUGUGACUACAUCUGAGAAUAUAGAACAAAAGCCAAAUAUGGAACCUGGAAAUUAUUCGAGAUUGAGUGUUGGCCCUAACACGCAGCCAAGUGAGGAAACACAAGAAAUUUCAGACGCCAAAACGACAAGUGAUACUAACACCGAAACUGAAACUGAUUCUGCUGUGGAAAAGAAGGAACGAGAAGGGCUGAAUUAUGGUGCUAGCUCACGACAGAGUUCCGAGGGCAAUACGCAAACCAAUACCGAAACUGAAAAUGGACAUGAGACUCCCGAGAAAAAGUCGCACGGAUUAAAAGAUGGUGAAAUGAAUGAUAAUACUAACGAUAACGCUUCUGACAGCGUGACGAUAUUUUAGAAGGACAGAACAAUGUUGUCUAUACUUUGCAAGCAGACAAUGACAGUCCAUCAUCAUUAACGUCGAUGUGCCUGCGCAAGAAAAUGAUGAUGAAUAGUUGGAUCCUAGUAACGUAGCAGCAGAUGGAGGAACAACUUUAAUAUCGUCAGUAUUUUUAUACAGAGUAUUGGGAACAGCAAUCCUUUGUAAUAUUUUACCAAGUAUUUUCAGUAUUCCGGCCAUAUUUAAUACAAUACCUUCUGUAUAUGGACUCUUAAUGUUUUGUACGGGUAUAAAAUGAGGCUCUUUUACUCAUUAAUCCGGACAUUGGUCGUCUGGAACUCAUUUUUGAGUCCUGGUACAUUAUGGUAGCAAUAUAAAGCAUUCGUCAGGAUAAAGGAAAAGUGCUUUGUACUUGAAUACUGGUGAUCAUAUAAUUGUAUGCCAUUCUUUUGUUCAACGUAUACUACCUUACCUUAUACUUAGUUAUAUGUAUUGUUUUCUUCCUAAACAUUAUUUCAGGAUCUGUUUUAUGGUUUGGUAUAAAAAUGAUAUAAUCCGUCCAUAUUUUUACAAAAUUGCAGCUUCUUGAAGUACAUUUUGUAAGUACUAUAAAAUAAAACAUGUAUAUCUAUAUUGUACAUACAAAGAAUCUUAAACAUGUAUAUCUAUAUUGUACAUACAAAGAAUCUAAAACAUGUAUAUCUAUAUUGUACAUACAAAGAAUCUUGUUAGAGAUAAUUGUUUACUCAUUGUUGGUAAAAAAAAGUGCAUGUUUAGGUUCCAUUGUCUGUGUCACGUGUAACUGUUCAGUCCACCAUGCUAUGAUGGCUGGCUAUACAAAUCGCCCUACGUCAGUGGUCAGUAGUACCCCCUCCACCUGUACAUGAUCCUGAUUCUAUUUCUUGAGAAUUACUGGGAGGAUAAUCCUCACAGUUCACAUGUAGGUUCUUCUUGGUCUAUACUUGUGCCCUUUCAAUUUAACUCUAAUCUGGAAAAUGUUAUGGCCGACAGUCGGCCAUCGUGGGUUUUGACGUUGAAUAUUGUUCUCGCUAUGUCUUGAAAAAGUGGUGGAAGGAUAUUUCUUAACUUCAAAUGUAGGUUUCUGUUAGUCUCAGUAAGGCCUCUUCCAUUUCAGUUCUGAUUUGGAAAUCAAAACAAAAGACACGUAACAAUCCAAGAUUUUAACAGUUGAAGUUUGUUAUCGCUUUUUCUCAGAAAGUUCUUCUUACAUUUUUUUUUAGAUUUUAUAUUGUAUAAACGUUUUCCUUGUUAUCAACGUAUUUAGGGGAAGAGAGCAAAGAAUGGUAAAUUAGAGAAAUUAUCAGUCUUACGAAGAACAAUAAAGCCCAUUCAAUGGUGGGCGCCAAAAUACCUCUGGGAUCUAUUGUUUGUGACAGUCCUCGUGUCACAAUCACCUGUAACGUUUUUUGUGAUAGUCACGUGCCUAUCACGUGCCUAUUUUGACUAGCUGUUGUGAAACAUGUUUUCUAUCUGAUGUAAAUAUUGAAAUAAGCUUUCAGUAAUAUUACUGAAUUAUGUCUUAACAUUUCCAAAAAUGAUUUCAUUCUUUAUAUUUCGUGGAGUCAUUACGAUCAUCCAAUUUUCGGAAAUAAAUCCAUAUUUUUUACGUUUCUGCUUUUCGGCCUUCGUCAGGCAAAGGCCAUUGAUCAUUACUCUGAAAAUUCCGAUUUCGUUCAUAUACCGUGGACAACUUAUAGAACUACCCAAUUAUUAUAAUUCCGUCCUUUACUAAUUGAGAUUUUCAUGGAUUUUAAAUCACUGUCAUUUUGUACAAAUGCCAUUUUCAUUUUUGUACAUGUACAUUGUUUCUUAAAUGUAAAACGCUUUUAGGAAAAGUUGAAAAUGACGUCAAUGUCUGUAUUCUUUAAUCAAGCAGAUAGCUAAAGAGUUGUUUGUAUUCAUUAAAUGUCAAAAUUACUAAAUCUAUCAAAUAAAAUGUUUUGGUCAUGCUCAUUUCGAGUAUUGAAAUAAUAUAGGCCUUGCUUCAAUCUAAAAAAAA
Molecule: messenger RNA, 3347 nt
Organism: Pecten maximus
Lineage: Eukaryota; Metazoa; Mollusca; Bivalvia; Pectinida; Pectinidae
Product: PHD finger protein 14-like
Exons: 7
Coding region: 536-1345 (269 amino acids)
Source: RefSeq, a predicted model, not a curated record